This is a messenger RNA of Halichondria panicea, 1143 nucleotides long. Its product is annotated as selenoprotein K-like. The coding region runs from base 329 to 589 and encodes 86 amino acids. Gene Ontology annotation, biological process: endoplasmic reticulum calcium ion homeostasis; calcium ion transport. The record is from RefSeq and is a predicted model, not a curated record. The transcript is spliced from 5 exons. NCBI's taxonomy places the organism in Eukaryota, Metazoa, Porifera, Demospongiae, Suberitida, Halichondriidae. Gene Ontology annotation, cellular component: endoplasmic reticulum membrane; Golgi apparatus.
AUAGACUUUCACAGCUUUAGCUCUGCAAACCAGCUUACCUUCACACUGUUGACAUCCUCUCCCCUCUUGAUAGCAUCUCGCAAAGCACUCAAGUCACCAGCCCUGGCAGCACUGAGUAUGUCGGCCAUUAUUAUCAGGUAGCAGGUACGCCCCUUUGUUGUUUGUUUGCCCUCACGAGAUUAAGACCACGCCUUUCUACUGCCACCCACAGUAGAAGGGGCGUGGUCUCCAUACAAUAGAUGGAAGAGCUAGCUAGCUAGCUGAGUUCUAGUAUGUGUACGUGUACAAGUGGUGCAAGUAGUUCCAUACAAGAAGAUUCAAGGAAGCUAUGGUGUAUUUAUCAGGAGGUAAAGUCCUUGAGAACAGGUCAUGGCUGAGUGUGGACGGUAUCGUUGACUUGUUCUGGGCUGUCAUUAACUUCUUUGUCUUGUUCUUCAAGACUCUAAUAAGCCCUGGAGCUAGUGCUACUGGACCAUCACGCAGCACAGACUAUAGGCGAUCUGGAGUUGCUGAUCAAGGGAGACGUAUUGGUCGUGUUGGUAAGGGUGCUGGUGGUGGUGCUGGACCUCCCCCCAUGGGCGGUGGAUGAGGAAGAGCACCAGUCCUAACUGGGACAGCACCAACAUGUGGUCAGCAGAUGCUCCAUUCUACAGUAAUGACAUCACCUCCGAUAUGAGCCCCCUAUCAGCAGUGGCACCACCGACCCAACCUCACCCUCCGAGGACACCACACUCUCAACCACCACCUAUGACCUUUUUGAGAACUAAAGUAUCUGGAGUCUGAGCAAUGCUGAUAGUUCAACACUUCUUUCCUGGGCCCAACAGUAAUCCGAACCCCCACCAAGCAAGACUGAGUAAAGCCCCCUCUCACCUACUGCAACGAUUUGGACUAUGAAUUUUGGAUAACGAUUUCAACUUAACCUCAUUUCAAUUGAGUUGUCUGCUAUUAGCUCUAGUAUCAGCAUUUUAGCGAGUGAUUAUCUAGCCAGCUAUCUAGUUUAUUAUUGUUAUCGUGUAGCUACUAGUAGAUCGUUCAGUUGUCAUUUUGAGAGCUGUAUGUGUUUAGUAGCUAGCUGAUGACAUUAUUGUGUCUUGGCAUUAUAUGAAUUAACAAUUAACAAUUUGUGACCUGCUGGGUAAUGUA